Messenger RNA from Phytophthora sojae, 279 nucleotides. RefSeq lists its product as hypothetical. The annotation marks the transcript as partial. The transcript is spliced from 2 exons. NCBI's taxonomy places the organism in Eukaryota, Oomycota, Peronosporomycetes, Peronosporales, Peronosporaceae. The record is from RefSeq and is a predicted model, not a curated record.
AAGCUGAUCCGAAUGCACUUUGUGGACGCCCAAGCUCCCGAGUCACUUGAGGAUAUGCUCAGUGUUUUCAAGGCAUCGUACGAAGCAAACCGACAAGAGAUCGACUCUCUUCUGCUGACCGCGACGCUCUGGAACCUCGAGUGUGAUUCCGAGCUGCUACCAACUCCUGGUACGAUUGUCGACAUUAACAAGUACAUCAACCUGCAGCUCUACAACGAUACGCAGUGCCAACUCACGACUCGUCUGGGCCAACAUAGCUGGGAGCAGACCGAUCUGUAA